AAUGAAAUAAGAUGAACAAAAAAAUUUUUGUGUCUGUUUGUAUAAUCACAGCUUACGCAAUUCUUCUCGGACUCUUCAUAAAAUUUCGGCAAGAUAGUACUGAAUGUUUUGGAAAAAAUUUUACAUGCAUUCGUUUUUGCUCAAAUGAUCUCGAAAAUUAUUCAGAUGAAUUUUUGCUUAAAGAGUUUAAAAAAAGCAAAAUUGCAAAGUAUUUAGAAAAAGAUUUUAAUGUCUACCGAGGGAUUCCAACAUGCGGAGGGAAUGCUUUUCAACCUCCAAAAUAUAAUAAAACGUCAAAGCGUGCGCCUUACUAUAUUGACAGUAAAGGAUUUGCAGAAGUUGAUUUGGAAUCGUAUAAUCAACUAAGGUAUUGUCUGGAAAAAGCAAAUGAUGUCUACGAUGGCUGGAAGUUGUUUAUUUGUAACCAAGAUCUAAAUUUUCAAAGAAUAUUUCAUGUGAUAAUAAUUAUUCUCGCUAUCAUAUUGUAUGGAUUUAUUUUAAUUGUGUACUCGUACAACAAAGAUUUAAGAGAUUUUCAUGGAAAAUGGACAAUCGUUUUAGUCGCAAUUCAAGUUUUUUCACAUACUUUUUUUCCAUUUGUGAUUUUUGAUGAAUCGCCAAAUUAUUUAAUCUUUUUAAACAGCCGACUUAAGAACGGAAUUUACAAUUUACUUAUCCUAAGUUUGAUGCUGAUUAUAUUGUGGAUUAAUGUCAUGAUUUUUCAUGUAUUUUUCACAUUCAAAAACUUCAAGGAUCGGAAAAAAAUUCCUUAUAGAUUUUCAAACUAUGCUUGUUUUGUGAUUGUUUUUAUUGCAGUUUCUGGGAUUUUGCUGUUUACAUCAAAUGAUUUUGACUUAUUUUUAAUGUAUACAUUCGUCGUAACUCUUGGCGUUGUCGUUUGGGUCACAACUGGACUUUAUAUUUACAAACUAUCCAGAAAUGAAACUCAUUCAGAACAUCCAAAAUUCCAUUUUGAACGAAAGUGGUUUUGGAUUUGUUUUAAAGUGGCAAUUACAAUCUGGACAACUUAUUUUGUGAAUUUUCUCAAAAAACAAAAGAAUUUUAAUGUAUUCUUAUAUAUGACAAUCGACAUUAUCAUCUUAUUUGGUGCAAUAACUGUCACAAUCAUUAUGAUAGGGAGAACAAAAGUGAGGAAUAUUAUUCUUGGAGAUUAUCAUACGAAUGAUCAAAAUUUUGAAAAUGAAUGUCAUAAAGAAGAUUUAAAGAUUCAGUUAAAUUGAG
This is a messenger RNA of Chironomus riparius, 1242 nucleotides long. The record is from the annotation of a GenBank genome assembly. Lineage: Eukaryota; Metazoa; Arthropoda; Insecta; Diptera; Chironomidae.